Messenger RNA from Drosophila obscura, 3538 nucleotides. It is a transcript of the gene SPR, whose product is annotated as sex peptide receptor. Gene Ontology annotation, molecular function: G protein-coupled peptide receptor activity. The transcript is spliced from 6 exons. Bases 342 to 1862 code for a protein of 506 amino acids. The record is from RefSeq and is a predicted model, not a curated record. NCBI's taxonomy places the organism in Eukaryota, Metazoa, Arthropoda, Insecta, Diptera, Drosophilidae. Gene Ontology annotation, biological process: G protein-coupled receptor signaling pathway. Gene Ontology annotation, cellular component: membrane.
AAACUCAUCCCAAUAAACAAAAACAGAAAUAUUUUUUUUUUAAUUUUUUUAUUUAUGUGUGGCGCGUUCCGAUCCAAUCCAAGACAAGUGAAAGAGUGUUUGUGGCAUGGCCAGAAAUUUAUCAGUUCUGAUUUUGUGGCAGCCAAAGGGAAAAAUAAAAAAUAAAACAAAAAGCGGAAAGCGGCAAGGAUAACCAAGAAUCGGGAGUGGAGCCCAGCUCCGAUUGAGUGGGGGAGAGCAGCCGAAGGAGGAUAUCUGGUUACCAGGAAGAGUCAAUAACAGAGCCAUUCGAAUCCGCACCAUCAUCAUCGUUCCCUCAUCAGUGUCAUGCCCGAAAGGCCAUGGAUGGCGAUCAAGAGCUGCUAAUUGAAUUGCAGGAAAUGUCAACGGCAGUCACGAAAACCGUCGCCGCCGCCGCUGCGGCCGUUCUGGGGUCCAGCAUGGAAAAUAACUAUAACUAUUCCUACGAUAUAUCCGCAACGGACGUUCUCUAUCAGUGGAGUGCCAAUGCGGCGGCAGCCGCCACCGGUGGGGGUGCACGUAUCGCACAUACCAUGCCACCCUCAGUGGCGACUCUGCUCCCAGCGACGAAUCACGGGUCGAUGCAUCAGUUGCCGCUUCCCGGAAUCGGGAUCGGGCAACGUCUCGCACCCAAUGUGACCCAGUUCGGACUCCUCGACUACGGGAUGAGCAGCAUGAACGACAGUCUGGACUAUGCCUCCUACCAGCAGCAGAUGGGCGAGGACGGUGAGUGCCGGCAGUUGGACGCCAACGUGAGCUAUUGGAACCUCACCUGUGACUCGCCCCUGGACUAUGCCCUGCCACUGUACGGCUACUGUAUGCCCUUCCUGCUGAUUAUCACCAUCAUAUCGAACACCCUGAUCGUCCUCGUCCUCAGCAAGAAGAGCAUGGCCACACCGACAAACUUUGUGCUGAUGGGUAUGGCUAUAUGCGACAUGCUAACGGUUAUAUUCCCGGCACCAGGACUUUGGUAUAUGUACACAUUUGGCAAUCAUUAUAAGCCUCUGCAUCCGGUCUCCAUGUGUCUGGCCUACAGCAUCUUCAACGAGAUUAUGCCAGCCAUGUGCCACACCAUCUCCGUGUGGCUAACUCUAGCCCUGGCCGUACAAAGAUAUAUCUACGUGUGCCACGCCCCCAUGGCACGAACCUGGUGCACCAUGCCGAGGGUGAAGCGUUGCACUGUGUACAUCGCCCUGCUGGCGUUCCUACACCAGCUGCCACGCUUCUUCGACCGCACCUACAUGCCCCUGCAGAUCGAGUGGAAUGGAAAUGAGACGGAGGUGUGCCACCUGGAGACGUCCAUGUGGGUGCACGAGUAUAUCGGUAUGGAUCUUUAUUACACGAGCUACUACCUGUUCCGGGUGCUGUUCGUGCACCUGCUUCCGUGCAUUAUCCUGGUGACGCUCAACAUCCUGCUUUUCUCGGCUAUGCGGCAGGCCCAAGAGAGGCGGAAGCUGCUGUUCCGCGAGAACCGCAAGAAGGAGUGCAAGAAGCUGCGAGAGUCCAACUGCACCACCCUGAUGCUGAUCGUGGUGGUGACCGUGUUCCUCAUCGCCGAAAUACCCAUUGCCGUCGUCACGGCCAUGCACAUCGUGAGCUCGCUGAUCAUCGAGUUCCUGGACUACGGCAUUGCCAACAUCUUCAUAAUGUUGACCAACUUCUUCCUGGUGGUUAGCUACCCGAUCAACUUUGGUAUAUACUGCGGCAUGUCGCGACAGUUUCGCGAAACAUUCAAGGAGAUAUUCCUCGGCAGGAUCAUCGCCAAGAAGGACAGCUCCACAAAGUACUCGAUUGUCAACGGCCCCCGCACCUGCACCAACACCAACGAGACCGUCCUAUAGUAAUUGGUGAUGUUGGUGCCGCGUCGUGGCAGCAGCGAUCAGCAUCGCACCACCGCCGUACGCACCGCCCAUGCCAAAGACCGGUACAGUACGCAAUGUGGCGUGAGCGGGACGCCACAGCACCAACAUCUGCUCCAGCAUUACCAGCAGCGACGCGUAAGCAACAUGGACAUCAUAACCGAGGAGCGAAAUGUCUAAAAAUAUGUAAAUUAUGUAGCAAGCAAAGCCCUCGGUUUCAGGGAGAGAUCAUACUACAAAAUCAGUUAAAUAAACCCAAAUGGGUCCAAACUAUUAAAAAUUUCAAAAUCCAAAAACUUGAUGGAUCUUCAAGCCGAUUCAAGGGAAAAUUCUUUUUGCAUUCAAACCAAAACCCAAAUACAAUCAAAAUAUAUACAAAGCACAUACAUACAUAUGUAAAAAUAAUCGAAUGUUCAAUGUCUAUUGCAGUUGCAGUUAAAGUUCCGUUCCCCCAAUAGAGUCCCAAUAGAGUUUCUCGCCUUCAGAUCUGUAUGUGUAUUUGGUUUUUGUGUAUUGAUGUUAAUUUUGAUGUCAAUUUCGUAAUCUGCAUUGAUUGAUCAGGUUAAGGCAAUAUAUCGUUCUAUGCACGCAUUACAAGUGUUAACCACAACCCAGUGCACUGCAGUGUCUAGGUUUAAGGAUGGAGUACCUCUGAGAAUAUGGGAGAGACUUGAGUGGUGAUAUCUGCCCAGAGCAGGCGAGAGCUGAGGCGGAAACGUAAUAAUAGAUAAUACAAUAAACAUAAGAUCAAAUAAUUAGGCUAGAUUCAGAAUUAGCUACAGGAAACUCAAUCCCCAAGCCACGUCCCACAGAGAACCCCGCUAAUAUAAGAAAUCUGAAGAAAAUUAAAUAUUCAUUAACAAAUAGAAGUAAUUUAAGUGUCUGUCUGAAUAUUAAAGCAACGCUUAAGUAAACCUUUGGCGCAACUUUUGGAGCGACAUUUGUAAAGUAUUUUUGUUGUUCGGAUCAUCCUUAAGUGAAGGCUUAUCAUAAGGACAUGGACACGAGUGGCACUUGUUUAAAUCUGUAAGCCUUUGAGCCCCAGAGCUUAUCGAUUUAAAUGAACCAGAAACACAGCACUACAGAAUAGAAUACGCGGAGCAAAGAUGAGCCCCCGACUUUUAGCUCACAUCAGUCAUAGCGAAUUUCCAAUUGGACUACUCGUAUAUAAGUGUUUUUUUGCUAGUGCUAGGAACCAGAAUAAACCAUAACGUUUCAAUGUUGAUAUGUGUGUACAAGUAUUUUAAAAUUACAAUUACAAUUGCAGUUUCCAAUUUCAAUGUUUUAGACUUAUGACAAAACUAGAGGAUUUAAUAAAGAGCAAAGCAAAGCAAACCAACUAAAACUAAAAAAGAAACAAACACUAGGAGUACUCCGUAUAACUACAGAAAACAUAAAAUUCGCUAUAAUAUUGUCUUUGGUAUAACCAUUACUAAAAUUUUGUCUGUCUGAAUGGAAUGUUAACUACUUAUACAACAUACUACUUACAAAUUUAGCUUUGGAAAAAAGCUGCGUUCGGGUUUUAUUUCAUCUGAUUACUUGUACAGUGCUCGGACUCGUUUUUUCUGUAUUUACAUACAUACGUACAAAUGUUUGUAUAUACAUAACAUAUUUAUUUUGACGGUGCAUUCAAUAUUGAAUAAACAAACGGUUUAUAU